Messenger RNA from Melampsora larici-populina 98AG31, 741 nucleotides. RefSeq lists its product as uncharacterized. The transcript has 5 exons. NCBI's taxonomy places the organism in Eukaryota, Fungi, Basidiomycota, Pucciniomycetes, Pucciniales, Melampsoraceae. The record is from RefSeq and is a predicted model, not a curated record. The coding region runs from base 1 to 642 and encodes 213 amino acids.
AUGAAGAACUUGUUAUCUCUUCUCAUCGUCCUUCAAACUCUCCUCAUCUUUGGUCAAGUCAACUCGCAUGACAAACUGUCGGUGCGAUCCUCCACAUCUGACAAAGUCUCCUUGACUUCUCUCGUAAAAAGGAAGAACAAGGACAGCAAUGAGCAAGGCUCCAAUGCUCUCAUGACCAGGCAACAAACAGAGACACCGAUGAACUGUUUCGUGAACCAACAGGAUCGAAAAUUGGGAUAUGCGAGCCACUGCUAUACUGCUAUUGCAUUACUGUACGAUCAGACCAAAGGUUACCCAGCAUGUGCCAUAUUCAAAUCAUGCGCAGUCCAGCCGCUUGAUAACAAUCAAGCCCCAAUGGGAGGUCGUACGGACAAUCAAGGUCAACCUUUGCCGCUUCCCAUGACUCUACCACAAAUGAACAAAGCCUAUGACACGAUUUUCAGCAUCGUAGCUGAGGGUAUCCCGAAUUGUGAAAAUUAUCAGUUACCCAAUAACGUGAACGUUGAUCCGAAGUAUGUCCUGGAACCUAAAUCAAUGUUCCCAACCUUCCUGAUUGGAGUCGCAUCAAAACAAGGACAGGGUGACGUGGCUGAGGCUUGCAAUCCGACCCUGGCUGCCAAAAUGAUCAAGGAGGCAAUGUAAAGCGUUCAACUCCCAUGAAGUGUUUUUUGUUAUACUUUUUCAUUUCUCUUUAAGUAGGAUUAAACUAUGAUGAAAACUUCUUCAAACUUUUACGCAAGU